Messenger RNA from Orussus abietinus, 3837 nucleotides. RefSeq names its product putative transcription factor SOX-15 (gene bbx). The record is from RefSeq and is a predicted model, not a curated record. Gene Ontology annotation, biological process: regulation of transcription by RNA polymerase II. Gene Ontology annotation, cellular component: nucleus. The transcript is spliced from 9 exons. NCBI's taxonomy places the organism in Eukaryota, Metazoa, Arthropoda, Insecta, Hymenoptera, Orussidae. Gene Ontology annotation, molecular function: RNA polymerase II transcription regulatory region sequence-specific DNA binding; DNA-binding transcription factor activity, RNA polymerase II-specific. Bases 246 to 1724 code for a protein of 492 amino acids.
ACGUCCAGCUGUCGGAGCUCGAAAAAAGGAGCCUCAGAGCCCGGAAUUCCUUUGGAAACUCGGAGAGGAGCCCUCGAAACGGGCAACACACUCCCAGAAAAGAUUCGAUCGGCGCGCAAGGGGCGCUGGUGCAAGAGGGACGGAGCUUGCGCCACACGACGCGUGCGAGCGAGAGAGGGAGCUACCAGACCGAGCUUUAUCUUUAUUAUGUGCGUCUCUGAGUGAAUUGUCAAGUGAAAUCAGAAAUGGCUGCCAACGAGCAACAGCGGAAGGACCAACAAGACUUGCGGGAGCCAGCUCACCAUGCGAGACGACCAAUGAACGCCUUUCUCAUCUUUUGCAAGCGUCACAGAGGAUCUGUGCGUUCUGGCUUCCCGCAUCUAGAAAACCGUGCUGUAACUAGAGUGCUCGGAGAAUGGUGGGCUACUCUUCAACCGGAACAGAAGCGUUCGUACACUAAUUUAGCCCAAGAGUACAAGGAUGCCUUUCUGAAUGCAAAUCCAGAUUUUAAAUGGUAUAAAUUACCUGCUCCUCCACUCCGUACAUUAACUACACGACCAACUAACAAGAAGCCUGAAUCGAGUCCUGUGGAUCAGGGUCACGAUACCGAUGCCAUUCAACCUGGAAAGUUGGCCGAUGAAUCUCAAAUUGGUGGCCUUAGCACUUUAUUCACUCCACAGAAAGUCCAAACACGAGAUGACGAUUUAAGUACAGAUAAUGACAUCACCGAUGUUCCAAAACCUCCAAAGAAGAGGUUCACCGAGCUACCGGUGUCGCCUGACCAGAAAAGAGACUGCAAGGCUGACUUGUUUGGUGAAAAGAACACCACGAAACCUGAGUCAAAUAACAACGAUCAGCAUCAAUUAAGGUAUCUCAAUUUUCAGAACGUCGAGGAUGAAAAAAACAAUGGUGAAACUUACUUUGAAGGAAAUGGAUCUUCCGAAGAAAAUACCUUCCGUGGCGAACGAACUUGCAAAGGUCUACGCUACCAAAAGUUUUUGGUAGAACAAUUAAGGAAUGUUGGUUCAGGGGGGCAACAAAACAAACGAAGGAGAACCACAGGAUUAUCCAGCAGUUCUGAGGAGCAAACCACGGAACGAAGAAAUUCUAUAUCAUCUAAUGUCAGUGAAAAAACUGAUUCCUUGAGUAGCGAAAGUGGUAACAGUUCACGCAGUGAAUUGGAGCAUCUUGUGGAAAGUGCCGAAGGAAAACUGGAGGCAUCAAAACCAGAGGAAACUGAAACCGAAGGUGCCGAAAGUCAAUUAGAUUACGGUCCUUGGACAGCUCGCAAAAGAUUCAGGGCUGAGGAUUUUAAUCUAGAGAAAAAAAUCGAAGCGUUGCCGUCAUUGAGUCUGGAGGAGUUCCAAGAAAAAAAGAAGCAGCAGCGUACCAAGAAAAAGACUAUGCAGAAACAGAACUCUACUGCCAGUAGAAGAGGUCAAGGUGAUUUCUUGAAACAACAAGCAACUCACGAGGGGAAGAAGUCUCCCCAAACUGGUAGACUCAGCGAAGCCCAGGAAGAAGCGGAAAGGCAACUGUUAGUUGGAAGUCAAAAGCGAAAAGCCCGAAAGCAAAGCAUAACAAGAAAUGCAGCUGCUAGCAACGCUUCGAAACGCCUCCUGGAUCAGGAACCAAAUGACAAAACAUGGUGCGCGUCGCCGGACCUCGAAGCAUUGGCUUGUCUCGCUACGGUUGCCGCCAAUCGAACGAAACUUACCAAAUAAUGGAUAAUUCAGAUACAUCACUCAACUCGGAAGACUUCACCAGAGCGAAGUAAGACCACCAAAAUAAUACUUUCAUUUUGCAUCGUAUAGUACGAAAUGCUACUGACCUUGUUACGACUAUUAUCGUCACGUGCUUAAUAUCAUUUGUACCGUCAUUACCGCUCUAGGGCAAUUUUCGCUGACACGUCUAUACCGUCAUUGUUAAUAUUACUGCGACUACUAUCGCUAAACUAUUACUGGCACUUGCACUGUUGCUACUAUUACUGCUGCUAUUUCUAUUAUUAUUACUAUUAUUAUCAUUAUCGUUACAAAGCCUCGUAUCUAUUUUCCUAUUGAUCAAUCUAAACAUUCGAGAUGUGCAGACAAGGACUCAACGUGUAUAGAAUAUUAGGGAUAUUUUUUCAUAAGGAGAAAUUGUUUAUACACUAAAAUUCGGAUUCCUUUUUUCUUCGUCGGCGCGACGAAUGAAUAAUCCAUUGCAAAGUCCUUAUGGAUUUAUUAUCGCUCUGUUGGUUGCAAGCGAAACAGGAGUGUCUUUCUAAAUGGACAGAACAUUUCCUAAUUCAACUUGCGACACGUUAGGAAAUUGUAAUUUAAAGUGUCGUAUGGUUAUGCCGGCGUUUUAUCAUGUUUAUUAUUAUUAUUACUAUUAUUAUUAUCGUCGUUACGUAGUGCUCGUAUACUUUCUUAUUAUUCGAUCUGAAAACUUGAGAUGUGCAGAGAAAGGCUCUGCUUGUACAGAAUAGUAGGGAUAUUUUUUUCAUACACUAGUGAGAAAUUGUUUAUAUCAUAGUAUCCUAAUUUCGUCUAUUCCCUGUCGUACAACAAUAUGAAAUGCGUCGUAAAAUCUCUCAUGAUUUAUCGCUCAGCGAGCUCCAAGCAAAACACGGAUGUCUCGUUGAAUGGAAUGAAUAUUUUCCAAACUAAGUCCUUGCUAGUAAGAGAUCGUUGUUGAACUGUCGCUUAUUACAUCGGAGUUUUAUAAGGACUGACGUAACUGAUAGGGUGCUUUGACAGUUUGCUUGGAUCCAACGAGACAUAGAAUCUUAACAACUAUUGUGAAAGAGCGAACGCGGUAACGCAUGUGUACGAUAUUUAUAAUCAAUUGAGCGGAUGCUGUUACGUUCAUUUUGUAAUUUAUUUUACUUAAUGGUGAGAAACACGACAACCAUCAAUUUAUCGUCGGACGCUUUAGUUAAUGGAUUUCAAUAAUGACAGCAAUGACAGCUGGGUGUCGCUGAUGUUAUUAUCGUAAGAUAAAUCUUCUUUUUCAUGGUUUUAUUGUAUUGUAAAAGUUUGUUGUAAAUAGGGAUAGGCGCAGUAUUAUACGUCAUGUAAGGCUUGGACAACAAGAACAGGUAUAAUCAAAAUGUAUAAACGAGCGGAUUUGUAAUGUACGUAGACACGUGUAUGCAUACUUUCUGUCCUUGUACUGUACAAGUGACACGUCAACAUCUCAAAGAAGCGAAAACACUUUCCGAAGGCUUUCGAAUCCAUGGUCAUGUAUGUGUGGACGUACCGAUUGUAACGAUAAGACUCUACUAAUAUAUAUUUGAUUGUAUAUUUAUAAUAUUUAUAUCGACUAACGUAUGUAGAGUUUUUAAGACCGUACGAGUGCGAUUCGGCGCGGGUGAAGAAAGUAAGACUUGUCUGUGAUUACGGCUAAAGGAAUUUUUAAUCUUUUAUAUUUUUCUAUUAAUUGUCUCUGUGACGUCUCCUUUAUUUUCUUUUUGUUAUCGGAGGAUAAAUCCUGAGAGAAGUUUUGUACGACCUUAGGGACGCGCAAUGUCGAUUGAUUGACAUUCUCACGAGGGAGGAGUACACGAUUAUAUUUCAAACGUGCCUUGAAGAGAUAAACAUAGUAAUUAAAUGACGACCAAUUGAAAUUCCGAAUAUAGUUUCGCUUUCAUAAUAAGAGGUUACAUCACGAUCCUUUUAUUCCCAAGUGUCGAGUUUUUAAAUAUCAAAGGGGUGGUUUGAGAAUCAUUGAGGGCCCGCGUGGCCCGGGACCUAAAGACUAGGCAUUUUUAAAAAGAAGGCUUUUUGAAUUUUACUGCACAAAAUCUGUGUAACUAGCUUUAAAACUAUCAUUCAUACGGAUACAGAUAUAUAC